AUGACUAUAUCCUCCACAACUAAGCGUGUUCUGUGUUUUGGAUCGAUCAAUAUCGAUGAUGUAUUUACCGUACCAGAUAUUGCAAAGCCAGGAGAGACCAUUUCAUGUUCGGAUUACAAAAUGCUUCCAGGCGGAAAAGGUGCCAACCAAAGUGUUGCUCUGGCCAAGGCCGGAACAUCUGUCGUUCACGGAGGUAAAAUUGGAAAGGAUGGUCAGUGGGUACUCGAUCUUAUGAAAGACUAUGGUGUCGAUACAUCCAUGGUGGUUGUUGAUCACAACGCUGGUACCAAUGAAUCUAGUUUACUGGACGUGCUAUUAUCCAAGGUUUCACAGGCCUCGCACGAUAAUACGAUUGUGCUGAAUCCUGGCGCAAACCAUCAAAUCACUGCUCAAGAUAUCGACAAGGUCUUGUCCCAGUUCAAAUCAAGAGACUUUGUUAUUCUUCAGAAUGAACUCAACUCUGAUGCUACCUUGUAUUUGCUGAAAUCUUGCAGUGCCAAGGGCAUGGUGGUAUGCUUGAAUCCGGCUCCCUGUCCCAAGAAUCUUGCGUCCGUGCUGCCACUGGAACUUGUUGAUAUCCUGAUUCUGAACGAGUCCGAAUCUGAGUCACUUGUGUGUCAACUUUCCACCUCGAACGUCAAUCAAAAAAAAUGCAAUGAUCCUGCCACUAUCUGUGAGAUCGUCCUUACCUCGUAUCCUGGUCUCUCUGUCAUGGUCAUCACGUUGGGUGAGCGUGGGCUUGUUGCUGGUGCUCGCUUGCAUAAUGGUGCAGCACCCACUAUUCAAAGCGUGCCCAUCACUCGCAGUGUCAAGGUUCAGGAUACCACUGGUGCGGGAGAUACUUUUGUGGGUUUCAUGUGCGGUCAUCUCAUUUCCAACAUCAGCUUAUCGUCAGACCAAACGCAUUCCAAAACCGACAUCUUGACCGCAAUCAGCGCUCAGCCUAAUCUUUUGGAGAUGAGUCUUCAAACUGGUAUUCUUGCGUCCGGAGUGUGUUGCGAACACAGUGGUGCAAUGAUCGCUAUUCCAACUAAAUCUGAACUAAUGAAACUUUAACUUGCAUUAGGUUUAUUCAU
Batrachochytrium dendrobatidis JAM81 is the source of this 1076-nucleotide messenger RNA. RefSeq lists its product as uncharacterized. Lineage: Eukaryota; Fungi; Chytridiomycota; Chytridiomycetes; Rhizophydiales. Gene Ontology annotation, biological process: D-ribose metabolic process. The coding region runs from base 1 to 1056 and encodes 351 amino acids. The transcript is spliced from 6 exons. Gene Ontology annotation, molecular function: ribokinase activity. The record is from RefSeq and is a predicted model, not a curated record.